GUUACCUCAACAAGAUAACCCAAUGAACACUCUCCUCCUCCCUCCCCCGCCCUUCCACCUCCGCCUCCCUCCCCUCCACUUCCUCCCCCCUCCCCCCCUCCUCCGCCACCGCCACCCCUUCCACGCCGCCUCUCAGCAGCUCACCCCAAUCUCCCCCGACGACCACGACCUCUACGACGCCGCUCUCCUCCCAAACCCUCACUACGACUUCGCCCCUCUCCUCACCUUCCUCUCCAACCACCCCGACCCCCCCACCCCCCUCCACCUCGUCGAGUCCUACGCCGCCGUCCCCGCACCUCUCUGGCACUCCCUCAUCAAAAACCUCUCCUCCUCCCCCUCCAAUUUCCCCACCGCUUACGCUCUGGUGAGCUGGCUCCAGCGCCACAAUCUCUGCUUCAGCUACGAGCUUCUGUAUUCCAUCUUAAUCAACGCGCUCGGCCGGAGCGAGAAGCUCUACGAGGCCUUCCUCCUCUCCCAGCGCCGGAGCUUGACGCCACUGACAUACAACGCGCUGAUCGGCGCGUGCGCGAGGAACGGCGACCUUGAAAAAGCCCUAAAUUUGAUGGAGAGGAUGCGGCGAGACGGGUACCAAUCUGAUUAUGUUAAUUACAGUCUGGUUAUUCAAGCUCUGAUGAGGAAUAACAUUGUGGAUGUGUCAAUUUUGGAGAAGUUGUAUGGUGAAAUGGAUGCUGAUAGGAUUGAAUUGGAUGGCCAGUUGUUGAAUGAUGUAGCUACGGCUUUUGCCAAGGCUGGGGAUGUGGAUAGGGCGUUGUAUUUUUUGGGGGUGAUGCAGGGGAGCGGGCUGAGCCCGAAGACGAGCACGUUGGUGGCCGUGGUGAGUGAGUUGGGGGGUUUGGGGCGGGUGGAGGAGGCGGAGGCGGUUUUUGAGGAGUUGAAGGAGGGUGGAUUGUGGCCGAGGACGAGGGCUUAUAAUGCUCUCUUGAGAGGCUAUGUGAAGGUGGGGGCCUUGAGGGACGCGGAGUGUGUGGUGUCGGAGAUGGAGAGGUGUCAGGUCUCGCCCGAUGAGCACACGUAUAGCUUGCUCAUCGAUGCUUAUGGGAAUGCAGGGAGGUGGGAGAGUGCUAGGAUCGUGUUGAAGGAGAUGGAGGCGAACGGUGUGAAGCCGAAUUCUUAUGUGUUUAGUCGGAUCUUGGCUAGUUAUAGGGACCGGGGGGAGUGGCAGAGGUCAUUUCAGGUUCUCAAGGAGAUGAGCAAUUGUGGGGUGAGUCCUGAUAGACAGUUCUAUAAUGUGAUGAUCGAUACGUUUGGGAAGUAUAACUGCCUCGAGCAUAUGAUGGCGGCUUUUGGCAAGAUGAAGGAGGAGGGUAUUGAACCGGAUACAGUGACGUGGAAUACGCUUAUAGAUUGCCAUUGUAAGCAAGGGCAUCAUGGUAAAGCGGAGGAGCUGUUUGAGGAGAUGCAGGAAACUGGGUGUUCGCCUUGCACAACUACGUAUAAUAUCAUGAUUAAUUCAUUUGGGGCGCAAGAGAGGUGGGAUGAUGUGAAUGGCUUGUUGGGAAGGAUGCAGAGUCUAGGACUGUUGCCUAAUGCUAUCACCUAUACCACCCUCAUUGAUAUUUAUGGACAAUCGGGGCGAUUUGAUGAUGCUAUUGAGUGUUUGGAGGCUAUGAAAUCAGCUGGAUUGAAACCUUCCUCCACAAUGUACAAUGCUCUCAUCAAUGCCUAUGCACAGAAGGGAUUAUCGGAGCAAGCUGUGAAUGCAUUUAGGGUCAUGAGAAGCGACGGUUUGAAACCUAGCAUCUUGGCUCUAAACUCGUUGAUUAAUGCGUUUGGGGAGGACAGGAGAGAUGCCGAAGCAUUUUCUGUGUUGCAGUACAUGAAAGAUAAUAACUUGAAACCCGACGUUGUUACCUACACCACGCUCAUGAAAGCAUUAGUUCGUGUGGAUAAGUAUGAAAAGGUUCCUGCAGUUUUUGAGGAAAUGCUUCUCUCUGGAUGCACUCCUGACCGAAAAGCUAGAGCAAUGUUAAGAUCAGCUCUAAGAUACAUGAAGUCAGCUCUUAAUGUGUAGUUGAUUUGUUCAUCACAGGGAGAAGUAAGCCUUGGAGUCUAUAUUCACUCUUCAUUUCACCAGAUAAUUUGAGGUCGGUUCACUUUUACCACACGGAUCCUGUGUUUUUCAAGUCAAAAUUGGUUGAUGCUUAAGAGCAAAUGACUCCCUGUGCUGUGAAGCUGCCAUUUGCCUGUUCCUUGUACGAUUUUUGGAAUUGGUGAUGAAUGUAAAUAAUUACUUCAUGCAUAUUGCAUUCAAUUGUGGCACAGUAUAUGAAAUGUAUAUGCUAAUCUUUACUCAAUAUAUAUAGCUGAUGCUUCAGUUUGACAA
This is a messenger RNA of Salvia hispanica, 2344 nucleotides long. RefSeq names its product Pentatricopeptide repeat (PPR-like) superfamily protein. Gene Ontology annotation, cellular component: chloroplast. NCBI's taxonomy places the organism in Eukaryota, Viridiplantae, Streptophyta, Magnoliopsida, Lamiales, Lamiaceae. The record is from RefSeq and is a predicted model, not a curated record. Gene Ontology annotation, molecular function: protein binding.